GCAUGAUGGAAUAGAUGGCCUUUUAGGUCCUGAUGGGGCAUCGAACUCUUUCUCCUUCACUUGCGACACGAUUACUAAGACAUUCGAACACGCGUCCACCAUCCUGCGCCCUCUACACCACCACCAUGUCUGAGCCCUCAGCCAAGAAAGCCCGCACGACGCCUCCAUACACCCUCGUUUACUGGCCUACGCUCCCCGGCCGUGGCGAGUUCGUCCGUCUCGUGCUCGAAGCUACCGCGACGCCCUACACCGACAUAUGCAAUGGACCCAAGCCUGACCAUGGCCCUGUCAUGGACGCACUCAACUCCGACACAAACCCAGCCUUUGCCCCUCCGCUGUUGAAGGUGGCUGGAGAGGGCAAAGAUGGUGCCGAGCUGGUGCUCUACCAGACACCGAACAUCCUGCUAUAUCUAGGAGAGAAGCUGGGACUGGCAGGCAGCGAGGAGGGGGACAAAUGGGCUGUCAAUGCAUACGCCCUGACGGCGCUGGAUCUCAACAAUGAAGCCCACGACACGCACCACCCCAUUGCGAACAUACUUUAUUACGAGGACCAGAAGGAAGAGGCCCUCAAGAAAGCAAAGAACGUGCGCGAAAUCCGCAUUCCAAAGUUCUUUUCGUUCUUCGAGCGCGUGCUGAAGAGUAACGAGAAGGCUGGACAGGGCAAACAUUUGGUCGGGGAGAAGCUGACGUAUGCUGAUACGACCCUGUGGCAUGUUCUGAAUGGACUGCAGCAUGCUUUUCCAAAAGAGAUCGAAGCGCGGAAACCGGAUUAUCCCCUGCUGUUUGAUACGUUUUACCCAGCGGUAGAGGAGCAAGAACAUCUCAAGAGAUAUUUAGCCAGCGAGAGGAGGCUGCCUUACGGCCAGGGCAUUUUCCGUCAUUAUCCCGAGCUAGAUAGGCAAUAAUGAACUUUGGGCAAGAUAUAACGAAGUGCUGCGAUGGAAGGUAAUGAUUUUGGAGAAUUCUUACUUUCGAAAGAUGUAAGUAGAUCAAAAGGACAUCACAGUUGCACAUAAUCAAACAAAUAUGAAGAGUCUGGAGUGUCUUGGUAUUGUGGCACAA
Messenger RNA from Mytilinidion resinicola, 1062 nucleotides. Its product is annotated as glutathione S-transferase. Gene Ontology annotation, molecular function: glutathione transferase activity. Gene Ontology annotation, biological process: glutathione metabolic process. NCBI's taxonomy places the organism in Eukaryota, Fungi, Ascomycota, Dothideomycetes, Mytilinidiales, Mytilinidiaceae. Bases 126 to 905 code for a protein of 259 amino acids. The record is from RefSeq and is a predicted model, not a curated record. The transcript is spliced from 3 exons.